AUUCAGUUUAUCGUCAACCAGCAGCAGUACCACAUUACCACGCGCAGAGAGAAAACUGGCCAUAAUGAUAGCACCAAGCUUUGUCUUGCUAUUUGCUCUGUUCAUUGGUCUCUCGACGGAAAAAAAAGUUAAACUAAGGGCUAAACAAGGUGAUUGUGUGCAUCAAUAUAGUGCAUUAACAAUCGUCGAGCAAACCUGUACCAUGAUGAGGACUGGAUUAGUGCGCUUCAAUCCCGCUUGUAACUCUUUACAAGUUUGUCACAAUCGCCAUUGGGCACCGUACAGCGUUGCUAAGCCAAACCCAUCACCAUCACCCAAUCGUACAAGUUUGAUUGGCCACUGGAAGAUGGACGAGGAGACUGGGAUCUAUGUUGAUGAUGACUCUGGUCAUGAAAACCACGGUAUUGCCAGUGGAGGUCCAACAACUGCUCGUGGCAAGUUUAGUCGCGGUCGCUGCUUCAGCUCAGCUGGAUUAAUCACC
Exaiptasia diaphana is the source of this 481-nucleotide messenger RNA. RefSeq lists its product as uncharacterized. The record is from RefSeq and is a predicted model, not a curated record. NCBI's taxonomy places the organism in Eukaryota, Metazoa, Cnidaria, Anthozoa, Actiniaria, Aiptasiidae. The transcript has 2 exons. The annotation marks the transcript as partial.